Molecule: messenger RNA, 4708 nt
Organism: Hemibagrus wyckioides
Lineage: Eukaryota; Metazoa; Chordata; Actinopteri; Siluriformes; Bagridae
Gene: antxr2a
Product: ANTXR cell adhesion molecule 2a
Exons: 17
Coding region: 400-1854 (484 amino acids)
Cellular component (GO): membrane
Molecular function (GO): signaling receptor activity
Source: RefSeq, a predicted model, not a curated record
UUACACCUCCUCGACUUCUUUCAGAAGAAAAGUUUUGCAAGGCAAACUCGUCAAAAGUUUGUCUGCUACACGGACCAGCCAUAUGAAGGAUAAACGAGGAAGCAUGAAGCAAUCACUUUAAUGACGUGAUCAUGUUUAUUCAUCUACAGGAAGGAUUUUAUAACUUCAUUUCAAAACGCUUGGGACAUGUUGCGCCAGAGUGGUACAUAUAACCGAGCUGCUAUUGUUCUUCUUCAUUUGUUACUUUGUUCACUGCAUUGACCACACGGUUUGGAGUAUUUGUUUUGGUACUUUCUUUUAUGUGUUAUUCCUACUGACUAUAUAUAUAUAUAUAUAUAUAUAUAUAUAUAUAUAUAUAUGUAUAUAUAUAUAUAUAUAAAGACUCAAUAGCGUCAAAUAAUGUCAAAGAAAAGUUUCACCGCAGAGAAACAUUUCACUGCGGCCGUCACAGCGGUUCUUCUGCUCGGCUUCAUUUCGUCCUGCAGACCUGAAUCGUCUCCAUCCUGUCAUGGAGCUUACGACCUCUACUUCGUCUUGGACAGGUCAGGAAGUGUCUCGACUGAUUGGGUCCAGAUCUAUGAGUUUGUGAAAAAUCUCGUAGAUCGAUUUGUAAGCCCCAAUCUGAAGGUUUCGUUCAUCGUUUUCUCGUCAAGCGCAGAAGUCAUAUUGCCUCUCACUGGAGACAGGACAAUGAUAGAGGACGGCCUACAGAAACUGAGCAAAGUCAUACCUGCAGGUGAUACAUACAUGCAUGAAGGAAUUAAAAAGGCCACCGAGCAGAUGAAAGAACAAACCAAAAAGUCUUCAAGCAUCAUAGUUGCAUUGACAGAUGGGAAACUUGCUGUAUAUGUCCAUGAUCUUACUGUAAAAGAGGCAAAUAUAGCGAGGGACUAUGGAGCUCGUGUAUAUUGUGUUGGUGUUAAGGAUUUCGACAAAGAUCAGCUGGCUGGAGUGGCUGAUAGUUCAAAUCAAGUCUUCCCAGUCACUGAUGGCUUUAAGGCUCUCAAAGGAAUUGUUAAUUCGAUACUGAAGCAGUCAUGCACAGAGAUCUUAACAAUGGAGCCGUCCAGUGUCUGUGUGAAUGAGUCUUUUAACAUGGUCCUCAAGGGGAAUGGAUUUAUGCAGGGACGAGUCCAAGAUGGAGUCCUUUGCAACUUCCUGGUGGAUGGUCAAACUUACAUUGAAAAAUCAUCCACAGUGCGAGAUGACUAUGUGCUGUGUCCUGCUCCAAUGCUUCAGUAUGCUGGACAACAAAUGGAAGUUCUUAUCAGCUUGAAUGGUGGGAAGUCCUUUGUCACGAGUCCCUUUACCAUCACUGCUACAUCUUGUUCGGAUGGUACUAUCGUGGCCAUUAUAUUCCUGGUGCUGUUGCUGCUUGUUGCUCUGGCUCUCAUGUGGUGGUUCUGGCCUCUGUGCUGCACUGUGGUUAUUAAAGACCCACCUCCUCAAAGACCUCCUCCUCCACCACCUCAACCAGAGGAGAGUCCACUUCCCAAGAAGAAAUGGCCAACCGUGGAUGCUUCUUAUUAUGGAGGAAGAGGAGCCGGGGGUAUCAAACGAAUGGAGGUUCGCUGGGGUGAGAAAGGCUCAACAGAGGAGGGAGCGAGACUGGAGAAAGCCAAGAACGCAGUGAUUUCUAUACCUGAAGAGGCGGAAGAGCCGAUGAUCAAAAAACCCAAACCAGAUGCACCUGCUUACCAUCAAUCUGAAACGAAAUGGUACACUCCAAUCAAGGGUCGUCUGGAUGCACUGUGGGCUCUUCUACGGAGACAGUAUGAUCGGGUUUCCCUCAUGCGACCCACUUCUGCAGAUAAGGGACGCUGCAUGAAUUUCAAUCGAGUUCCUCAUCACUAGAGAGACUUCAAGCAUCAAAAUGCAUGGAUUGAGAAAAUAUCAGAGAUAAAAAAAAAUCAAAAAACAAUUUUGUUUAUUUGAUUUUUUUUAUAUAUAUAGUUUUUGGAGAAACUUUGUUUUAUGUCCUAAUUGUCCAGUUGAACCUUUUAAUUGAUCACAUUGGCCGUAUCUGAAAUUCCCUUCUUGAAGGCAUAAAUUGUGACUUUUUCUAAUAUUUUCAGAUUAAUUUCUGAUAAAUUAAUCACCACAGUUUGAGCCACAUUUGGGAAGUACUUUGGGUAGUAUUUUUUUAUACACACCAAGGGCUUAACAUAUUCUGACCAUAUUGUACCUUAUGUGGGGGUGAAAAAAAAAAGAGAGCUAAUUUUAAGGACACAGACGGAGGCUACUUUAGAGGGGAAAAUGAAAGAAAAAAAAAAGAAGAGGAAGUCUGUUUGCCGUUGGAGUCAAUAAUCCCAGUAGACUUGGUGAGUGCAGAAAGUCCAGCGCCUCUUGGCAAUGUCUCACCACAAAGCCUCUCCAGUAUCGCCCAGUGCCUAGCGGGACCUCUCUGACUGCAGAUCCUGUCAUUUUAACACUGAGAAGUGCACACGCAUGACAAACUGUAGACAGAACGCCCUAAGGUCCUGGAUGCGCUAGGACUUUGCCCUUUAGUUUUGUGGAGACACCUUUCCAUCAUCAUGCACUCGGGAACAGAGAAAUUAACAGAGCGUUAUUUCACCACGAGACAUCACACGACCAAUGCAGCUACUUUUUUUUGCCACUAAUAUAUUCCCUUACAAGAUUUUAAAAUGCGUAAAUAUAGAUUAUAGCUGUCGAGCCACUGCAGAUCAUUCAAACCUCUAACUUAAACUUCAUUACAUUAAUUAAAAGGCACAAGCAAGCAGCAUCCUGUGAAGCAUGUGCUCAUCUUUUUUUAUGCCUUUUGACACUGAAUGACCCGUUACUCUGUCUGCAUCAGUUGGAAUUAAAACACACAUCAUGCAAAUCCCAGAUUGCGAAAUCAGACGAACGAGUAUUGUUCAUUUCCAGAUAUUAUCCUCAUCAUCACACACACACAAGCAAUAUAUAUAUAUAUUAUUUGUACAGUCGUCCGACGCGCUGUCACGACGCCGUUCAGGAAAUGAUGCCAGUGCGGAUAGAAAUGCCAUCGGGGUGGGGGAAAGAGGGCAGCAGCUGAAGGGAAAAAAAAGGCUCGAACGAUCCAGUCACUUUGGAUGCACUACUUCAGAUGCAGAAUGGAUAUUCGAGUGGAAAUCUGACAAAGCUCGCCAGCUUUGAUGGGAAGCGGUAUAGACAAUGACCAGUGGCUGGGUCAGUGGGAUGUCUCGAUGCAAGCAGGGAAGCUUAUCAAAUGACACUAAAAAUAAGUUCAACAACCAUCAAGUUUGAGGGGGGAACGGAAAAAAGGGGUGCAGACGCUCCUAUUCGGCGUGCAGGCGAGAGCAUGUAGACAGUAGGGGAAACGCAGAAGCACGCCGCUCUAAUUAUUCCUUUGUUGUCGUCUUCAUUUGAAAGCCGUGAUUUACUCCUCAGGCCGCAAAAACCAAAAAAAAAAAAGUCUGGAAAUCGAAAUGGAAAAAAUAAUAAGGAGAAAUAGUAUGGGUUUUUUUGCUUAUUUGGAACAAACUCAUUACAUUUUUUGGACAUGUUAUUUUUUUUAUUCUUAUUUUAUGGAAUGGCACAGAUUCAUGAACCGUUAUUCAUCCUAAUUAGAUAUUUACACAGCGCUAACACAGCUUUUCAUUAUAUUAUCUCAGCAUAUAAAAGUUAGCAGGACAAUUCAGCCUUGGUCUCCAGGGCACUGUUGUGGAGUCAUAUAUAUAAAUAUAUUUUUUAUUUCACUUUGUUUUUCUUUUAAAUGUAUUUUCUAUUUAUGUUUUAUAAUCAUAACAUUGAGUCUCUUAUUAUUUCUGCACAAUAAUGUACUUUCACAGGGAUUAGUGGCUUCACUUAUACUGACGUGCCUCAUAAUCCUGUUUUGCACCUUUUUGUUUUUUUGUUUUUUUAAUUAUUUACAAGACUGAAAUUUCAAUCUAAUUCUGUGUAAACUCUUCAGUAACCAAAAGCAACAGCAUGAAUAUUGGUCUGUUUGUUAUUAUUAUUAUUAUUAUUAUUAAUUAAUUUGAAUAUACAUUUUUAUUCAUUUAAUCUAAUUAAUCAAUAAUAAUAAUAAUAAUAAUAAUAAUAAUAAUAAUAAUGAUAAUAAUGAUAAUAAUGAUAAUAAUGAUAAUGAUAAUAAUAAGCAGAAAAUGUUACUUUUUUUUAAAAAUGGAAAUAAUUCAAAAAUAUUCAUCUUUAGGACUCAACAUAAGAAUGCACUAUUCUCUUAUUGCCAUUUUUGUUUUUUGUUUUUUUUAUGAAUUUAAAUAAUAAUGCUGUGAUUUUAAACUGAAUGUGUAAUUUAAUUGGCAUCAAAAGGAGAAAACGUGUAUAUUUUCAGGAAUAAUUUAUUUAACAAUAACACACAAGUUGGCAUGGAUCUGUUCCCAACUUACCAUAUUCCAUUUCUGUUCUGUUUUUACAUAUUCCAGUAAUUCUCAUCCAUAUUAAAUCUUGCUAAUAUUUCUCAUAUGCGUAUUGAAAAUGUGAAAAACGAGUGAACACAAGUUUGCCGGGUGAUGCCUCACGAAGGGGCAUUGUUUGCGUGUGUAAGUAGAGCGAUAUAAGUAUAUACCUUGCAGCAGUAUUCACAGAUAUAGUAGUAUGUUUCACAUGUGCUAAAAUAUCCUGUAUUCACAAAACGUUGCUAUGCAUUGAGAGUGAAAUCCAUCCAUCAUGGAGCUUUGCUGAAACAUUUAAUUUGCAUUAUUGUUCUGUCCAUUUGUAUGAAAUAAAAUGUAGCUAUAUUUUG